AUGGGUCAAUGUUGCAUCGCUGCAUCGCGAUGCUUUGUUCAAGAGCAAAUUUACGACAAAUUCGUCGCUAAAGCAGUGGAAAAGGCGAAAAAGAAGCAAAUCGGUUGUCCUUUCGAUGAGGCUGUUAACCACGGACCCCAGGGAAAUAUAGAAACUUCAAGGGAUAUUUAUCCGCCGCUAGCUGCUGCUCCUCCGCGUGAGUUCGAAGUUUCUGCUUCAGCGACACCAGCAUCAGAUGAAUCUUCUUCCUAUCGAGCUGAACCUGGAUCAGCCGCUGGCAUAACUGAGGAAGUAUGCGAAUAUCUACGAUAUUUUAAACGUUGUCUUUUGGAACAGAACGUAUCUGAGAUUCGUUCACUGUACGAAUAUGGAUUUCAUGAUUUGACCGAACGGUACUACCGAGAUAAGUUUUGGCCAGAGGAAGAUUCGGUCAGAAAGGUUGUCGGCAAUGAUUCUGAGAUCUUCUUACUGUUGUACAAGGAGCUGUACUAUCGAUAUCUCUACGCGAAAAUUCAACGCGGCCCGUCGUUUGAUCACAGGUGGGGUUCUUAUCAGAACUAUCAGGCAUUUUUUCACGACAUUCUGAACUCUCCUGAACCAGCAAAGCUAAAUCUGCCUAAUCAGUGGUUAUGGGAUAUAAUUGAUGAAUUUGUUUAUCAGUUCCAGUCAUUCUGCCAGUACAAGGCCAACCCCAGCAAACGUAGUACAGAAGAAGUCGAGGAAAUAAUGAUGAUGGAGUCUCAGGUGUGGAACUUGUAUCCCGUAAUGAACAUCCUUUACGCUUUGGCGCAGAAGUCUCAGAUUCAGGAACAGCUUUUAGCGAUCAAUGAACGAAGAAAUCCUGAUGAAGUGGCGGAUGAUUUCGGUCGCCACCCGUUAUACUUUAACCUGGGAUACUUCAGUCUGAUAGGAAUGCUUCGGCUGCACACGCUGCUCGGCGACUACAACGAAGCGGCGAAGACAGUUCGCAAUAUCUCGUUCGAUCCAACGGGACUGUAUAACACCGUCCCAUCCUGCCUCGUAACGCUGCAUUACUAUGUUGGAUUUUGUCACAUGAUGAUGCGCCAUUAUCAAGACGCAAUCAGUCUCUUCGUCAACUGUUUGCUUUAUAUCCAGCGAACACGAUCUGUACAGCAGCAGCAACAGCAACAGCGAUCCUGGCAGUACGAUGUGAUCACGAAAACGAACGAUCAGAUUUAUCAGCUGUUGGCUAUCUGUUUGACUCUACGUCCUCAGAGGAUUGACGAAAGUGUUCAGUCUGAGUUGGCCAAGACGAUGUCCGAUAAAAUGAGUCGCAUGCAGAGAGGGGACUUGAAAGAGAUCGAAAACGCAUUCCAGUUUGGAUGCCCGAAGUUCCUGUCCCCAACGGUGAAUACGUUUGAUACCGGCAUUAAUUUUGCUAAGGAUAUGAUCCACAUAGCUGAUACGAAAGUCGCUCGGCGAUACGGGGAGUAUUUCAUCCGCCAGAUCAAUAAACUUGUCGAAGUAAGUGUAAUUGUAUUUAACGUGUUUAUGGUUCCUGCUGCUAUCGUAGCGUCUGUAAAAAGAAAGUGUCAGAACCAAAUAUAGCA
Messenger RNA from Soboliphyme baturini, 1571 nucleotides. The record is from the annotation of a GenBank genome assembly. Lineage: Eukaryota; Metazoa; Nematoda; Enoplea; Dioctophymatida; Soboliphymatidae.